Messenger RNA from Bombina bombina (fire-bellied toad), 724 nucleotides. RefSeq names its product MAPK regulated corepressor interacting protein 1 (gene MCRIP1). The transcript has 5 exons. The record is from RefSeq and is a predicted model, not a curated record. NCBI's taxonomy places the organism in Eukaryota, Metazoa, Chordata, Amphibia, Anura, Bombinatoridae. Bases 172 to 453 code for a protein of 93 amino acids.
AAUAACAACUGGAAGGUAGGGCGACAACAACAUAAAGGGGUUUUGGAUGCGGGAAAUGAUCGCUAGACAUUUUGGGGGUGUAACUAUAGGCGACCGUAGCUGCAACUUUAUCCUCUACUGACUACCAGACAAGGUGCACACAUUUGCUUCUGGGAUCCUGACAAUUCCGCAAUGACCAGCUCCCCAGUUUCCCGUGUGGUUUAUAAUGGAAAGCGACCUUCCAGUAACACAAGGUCUCCAAGCAGCACUGAGAUCUUCACGCCAGCCCAUGAGGAGAACGUUCGAUUUAUAUAUGAAGCUUGGCAGAGCGUGGAGCGAGACUUGAGAAACCAGGUGUCUGGUGGACUUGUGGAAGAAUAUGUGGAAAGGACCCCCAACAACCUAAAGUCUUUUAAGCCUGUUGACCUGAAUGAUUUGAAGAGGAGGAACACACAGGAUCCCAAAAAGUCAUAAUGUGUCAGCCUUUGUUUUGUGGAAGCACUUUCAUUAUCUUCCUUUUAAUUAUUGAUUUCUGGCAUAAAGAGGUUACUCUGAGGCUAUAUGUAUGGACUAAACAGAGUUGUCCUGAUUUAGGACCCCAAUUGCCCCCCCUCUGCUCCUGUUGUCUGGUCUGCCCUGUACCAAACAUCUCAAACCUACAAACUGAGAGAUUAAGGCAAACUUUUUUUUUUUUUUAAUUAUUAUUAUAAUUUUUAUUUUCAAUAAGAACUCAACGUGCUUGUGA